This is a messenger RNA of Nicotiana attenuata, 648 nucleotides long. RefSeq lists its product as uncharacterized. Lineage: Eukaryota; Viridiplantae; Streptophyta; Magnoliopsida; Solanales; Solanaceae. Bases 1 to 648 code for a protein of 215 amino acids. The transcript has a single exon. The record is from RefSeq and is a predicted model, not a curated record.
AUGCAAGUGGAGCCACCCCCAAAAACUCCUGACAUUCCUUCCAAUCAAUCAUCUGACCUUUCCUCUUUCAAGGAAAAGCUACUGGCUAAUGACCACGAGAAAAGCUUUUCUUUGUCCUCAACUCCCCCUCGUUUACUACCUAUGGCUAUUGAUUCCAACGAGGCGGAUCUGGAAAAACCACUUACAGAACAGGAAAACAAUCACCUGGUCCAAAUAAGUGGAGAAGACAAGCAACGUAUAUACUACCCUUGGAGGUACUCAGUAAUAAUUAAACUCCAAGAGAAAAAAAUCCUUCAUCAAGUACUUAAACGGAAAAUCUCGCCCUCAGAGGACCUCUCUCUCAUAGAUCUGGGAGAAGGCUAUUACACAGUUAAGUUUAAUAAGGAAGAAUACAUGGCAACAGCCCUGCAAAAAGGCUCCUGCUUCAUAUUUGGCACCUUCUUAUCAGUACAACGUUGGGAGCCCAAUUUUGUGCCAUCAAGAGCAAAACAAACACUUACUGCUAUCUGGGUAAGAUUGUCAGAAUUACCCACAGAAUUUUACGAUGUAAUGAUCCUAACUAAAGUUGGAAAUACAAUAGGACGACUUCUCAAAGUGGAUGCAUGCACCUCUGCAGCCCGUCGUGGACGGUAUGCUAGAAUAUGCUAG